GUUCCUCCAUUUAAGAUGCUGACUUGUUUAUGUUGAAGGGACAAGUGAAUGACUUUUGUUAGCUGUUGCACUCUACUUAGAAGCUGGUUUGAGGCUUUUUUUUUUUUUUUUUCUCAACAGGUCUUCUUUUUAUCCAGAGGAAGCAUGAAGUCUGCGUUGCCGCUGAUUUGUGCUUAAUAGAUAUCUGAUAGCUAUCUUCAGAUAACCGAGACAGGGAGGUUCACUGACACACUGAGUGUUUUGACAAGCAGGGUUUAGGCGUGGAGUUUAGUCUAGUCGAUGACUGGUAGGUGGCCGGCCGUCACCCACAGCAGCUCUCCGUCCUGCGCCCGCUCUUGCCGUCCUGGGCACAUAAACACAUAGAGGACACAGAGGAGGAGGAGGAGGAGGAGGAGGAGGAGGAGCAGGGUCAACCAUGGAGCUGUAGGGACACGCUCAGAUGCCCGUGCGGAUCACCAGUGGAGGAGGAGUGCCGCCGAGGAGAAGAGCUCUGCAAUGAACAAGACCAAGAGGAAACCCAGUGAGAGCCCUGGUGUGCUGAAUACAAGGAAGUUGGUCCAGCGGAGGAGGAAUACAUGCCCCAGUCCUCAGGACAUCAGCCGGGCCCUGCAGAGCCCCAGCCAUGCUCCCAGCGCCAGCGCCGCCAGCCUGGAUGAGCUCAUACAGCGCUGCCUAAACUGCUUUGAUUCAGAGGGGAAGCUUUCCAGCCCCAGAGGGUCCCAGCUGGUCCACAUGACGCUGAUGAUGCACAGCUGGGUCGUGCCAUCCCAGACGUUCACCCAGAAACUUCUCACCCUUUAUAAGGAUUGUCCCACGGACAAGAGAGGGCUGAGGCGGACACAGAUCUGCCACCUUGUCAGGCAGUGGAUCAGCCAGUUCCCGGCAGUGUUCGAGGCAGACCCCCUCCUGGAGCAGACCAUGGGGGACCUGUGGGCGCUGGUUCGGUCAGAUGGAGAGGAGACGCACUCGCAGCUCAUCGACACCUCCUGCUUAAACCCCCACGUGAACAUAUCCCAGGCACCCUCACCCUCUGUGAAGAAGAGGAAGGUGUCUUUGAUCUUUGACCACAUGGAGCCAGAUGAGAUGGCUGAGCAUCUCAGCUACCUGGAAUUCAAGAACUUCUGUAACGUUUCAUUCCUGGACUACCGCAGCUACGUGGUGCGAGGCUCGGUGAGGGACAACCCCGCCCUGGAGCGGUCGGUCAUGAUGUGUAACGGGGUCUCCCAGUGGGUCCAGCUGAUGAUCCUCAGCAGACACACGGCCCAGCAGAGAGCCCAGGUCUUCACCAAGUUCAUCCACGUGGCUCAGAAACUUCGGGCUCUGCAAAACUUUAACACUCUAAUGGCAGUAACUGGAGGCCUCUGUCACAGCUCAAUCUCCCGCCUCAAAGACACCUCUAACCUGCUGCCUCCUGACAUCACUAAGGCCCUGAGCGAGAUGACAGAGCUGCUCUCCUCGCGCAGCAACUACAGCAACUACCGGCGGGUUUACAACGAGUGCAGCGGCUUCAAGGUGCCCAUCCUGGGCGUCCACCUGAAGGAUCUGAUCUCGCUGAAUGAGGCCCUGCCAGACUACAUCGACGAGGACAAGAUCAACCUGAGCAAGCUACAGCACCUGUACAGCAACAUCAACGACCUGCUGGCCAUCCACGGCUGCACACCACCCUUCGAGGCCAACAAGGACCUUCUGCAUCUGCUCACGCUCUCUCUAGAUUUAUACUACACCGAGGAUGAGAUAUAUGAACUUUCAUACACCAAGGAACCCAAAAACCCCAAGAUCCAGCCUGUGACUCCAGUUAAACCACCGGUAGUGGCAGAGUGGGGUUCAGGAGUCACCCCCAGGCUCGACCCCGACACCAUAUCUAAACAUGUCAAGCAGAUGGUGGAUUCCAUAAUGAAGAACUACGACCAGAACCAAGACGGCUACAUCUCACUAGAGGACUUUGAGAAAAUAGCAGCCAACUUCCCCUUCUCCUUCUGCACUCACGAAACUGACAGGGAGGGACAAAUCAGCCGAGAAGAAAUCACCUCUUACUUCUUGAGGGGAAUGUCAAUAUGUGCCAAGCUGGGCUACAACUUCAAAGAUGCGCAUAACUUCCAUGAAACCACAUACAAACGGCCAACGUUCUGUGACAAUUGUAGAGGCUUUCUGUGGGGAGUCAUCAAACAGGGCUACCACUGUAAAGACUGUGGGAUAAACUGUCACAGACACUGUAGAGAUCUGGUGGGAAUGGAGUGCUUGAAGAAACACAAAAACACAACUGGGUCCUGCCCGUGCACCCCCGCCCCUGACUUUAGAACCAAGGGCAGCAGCUGCAGUUCAGAGGAUGAGACCUUUGUUUUCCCCCAAAGCAAUGAGACGGAACACGACAAGGGCACUUCGGUUUGGAAAAACAACACCAACGAUUCGACUAUGUCAGACCGCUCUACUCAGACGGAUCCUGGAGUGUGGACACCUGAGAAAAAGGACAGGACGAGAAACAACCACAACUCUCUUGUAUACGUGUCCCCAGAGAGAAAGGUCAACUCGCUGCCCCCAAGGGCCCACGGUUGCUCCAUGCCCGUUUCUUUCUUGCAGGAGAAGAUGGAGGAGCUGCAUCUCUACAAAGACAAGAGCAGAGAGCCAGACUGAGCGUUGUAUCUGCUAACAUUUCCACACACGGACAAAAAGCAUCCAGACACCACCACGUCUCUGACAGAGCUGUGUCUGACUGGUGUUGAACUGAUGAGAUUUACUGGCCAUUCACUUUCGAAUGCCAGCAAUCAUAAAUGGACUCCUUCGUGUUUCGAGGUUGCUUGUGACAUGUUUUUAUUUUUUUUCAGUCUUAGUUUGGCUUAUUGUUUAGGCUUGGAACACCGAUUCUACUGUAAUUUAUGAACACCUCAUUUUUGUUUUUAGGACACGUGCCUUGGUUCACUGGUGCUAAGAUUCUACACAACCUACAGACAGACAGACGCAACAGUUUCCUGAUCAUAUAUACUCAUUAUAAAUGCAGGGUAGGAAAUGAACACUAACCUCAACAAUAUUUUGGUUAAUUUUAACUUUGGCAGCUACAGUAUACAACAACUUUGCUCAUGAAUUUGGAGAGUGCCCUGGUAAAAACUUUAAGAAUUCCUAUUUGUUUGGCUUUGCAUUGGUUGAUAUGAUGGUCGUCCCUUCCUUUAUCAUCUCCUCUCUCAAUGGCAAUAUUUGCUUUAUUGGAUUUUUGCAAUUUGGCUAUCUUGGCAUCUUCAUCUGGUUUGUUUCUCAGUUAAAUUUCCAUAGAAAUGUUCAUCACAAUUUCCAUUGCAAUCACAAAACAAAGUCAAAUCAUAUAUAGUGUCAAGACUUGGCGCAUAUUGCCCAACCCUAAUUUUGGUCAGUAAAUAGUGAAAGGAGCUUGUGAGGCCUAAUCCCUCAGCCACGUUAACUAGCAGCAGCAAAUGUUUAUUUCCUGCCCUGACAACAUUUGUGACUUUCAGAUUUCUCCAAACGUUCGUUUAAGGUUCAGCAGGACUGCACUGGAACUAUAUGUAUGCUCCCAAAUUGUCAUCAUUUCUAGCUGAGUGCUUAUUUGUUUUGUCCUUGGUCCAUAAUUUCAAUUUUGUUGAAAAUGAGAAAAAUACAUGAACAAUGAUAAUCUUG
This is a messenger RNA of Xiphias gladius (swordfish), 3624 nucleotides long. It is a transcript of the gene rasgrp4, whose product is annotated as RAS guanyl releasing protein 4. The transcript has 17 exons. Bases 496 to 2631 code for a protein of 711 amino acids. Gene Ontology annotation, molecular function: guanyl-nucleotide exchange factor activity; calcium ion binding. Gene Ontology annotation, cellular component: plasma membrane. Gene Ontology annotation, biological process: positive regulation of GTPase activity; Ras protein signal transduction. The record is from RefSeq and is a predicted model, not a curated record. Lineage: Eukaryota; Metazoa; Chordata; Actinopteri; Istiophoriformes; Xiphiidae.